Mauremys mutica (yellowpond turtle) is the source of this 4803-nucleotide messenger RNA. RefSeq names its product immunoglobulin superfamily member 1-like. The coding region runs from base 1 to 4290 and encodes 1429 amino acids. The record is from RefSeq and is a predicted model, not a curated record. The transcript is spliced from 23 exons. NCBI's taxonomy places the organism in Eukaryota, Metazoa, Chordata, Testudines, Geoemydidae.
AUGGAUCCCGCCCGGCUCUCUGCUGCUGUGAACGCAGAGCGGCUGGCCAGGCUGUAUGUCCUGAGCUCCCAGUCUGAACAGGAACCAGAGCUGCCCGAGCUGCUGUGUGCCAUGGAAAGAAACAACACCAGGUUCCUCCUGGCAUUCAGGAAGCGGCUGCACACGGUGGAGCGUCGCUUUGGGGCUCGGGAAACAAUUACCACUUGCCCGGUCUGGGACGACGAACCGCGGCUACAGAACGGUCAGAUGCGGGAAGCCCCCUCCCUGGGCCUGCGUGUGGAGCUCGCCCCAGCCCUGCGGCGCAAGGACACCCAGAUGAGAGACACCUCUCGUGGAGAAGCGCCCGGCGAGCGCUCUGUGGACGCUGGCGACUCCAGACUGCUCCCGGUCAGUCGUGAAUCCACGGGAAAGCUCCCUGUGCCCGGACCCUCCAUCUCCGUCAGCCCCAGCAGGGUGAUCGCCCCGGGGGGAGCCGUCACCAUCCGCUGUCAGUGUCGGUGCGAGGGCAGGAGGUUAUUUCUGUAUAAAGAUGGAAUCGAAAUCCGGAAGCUGGAUGCUGCUGGGGACGGGGGUGAAUUCACCAUCCCCAGGGCCAGACGGGAAGACGGAGGGGUCUACAGCUGCCGAUCUCGUUCCACAUUGGAGCCGCCCAACUGGUCAGAUCCCAGCGAUAUUGUGCGGAUCAUUGUAGUAGAGCUCAUCUACCCCAAACCCUCCAUCUCCCUGCGCCCCAGUGGGGGGGUUGCCCUGGGGGGAGCUGUGACCGUCCGGUGUUGGGGUCGGCACCAGAACAUGAGGUUCCUUCUGUACAAAGAUGGAAACCCGACCGCGCUGCAGGACGUGGAGCCAGCUGGAAACCUGGCUCAGAUUCUGAUUCACAACGUGAGCCGGAGAGAGGCAGGGAGCUACUGCUGCUAUUAUCACGACAAACACGCUGAGGGGCCCCUCGCUGCCCUCAUCAUGGCAUCUGCUCUCACCGUCCUCCUCCUCCUAGGCUGCUGGCUGGCCGGGCACAGCGGGGUGUGGGGACAGCCCAGCUACCCCAAACCCACCAUCUCUGGGAUCCCCAGCGAGGGGGUUUCCUUGGGGGGAUCCGUGAGCAUCUGGUGUAAGGGGCAGAACCAGUUCAUGCAGUUCGUGCUCUAUAAAGAUGGACGCCACAUCCAAAGUGUGGAUUCGCACUCACAGGCUCUGUUUCUCAUCAACAUCGUGAGCCGGGAGCAAGGCGGGAAAUACAGCUGCUCCUAUCGCAGCAGAUCGGGGCCGUUCACGAUGUCGUACCCCAGCGACCCCGUGGAGCUGGUGGUGAGAGAUCCCAGCUUACCCAGACCCAACAUCUCUCUGAGCCCCACUGGGGUCAUGGCCUCAGGGGCAGACGUCACCAUCCGGUGUCAGGGGCAGCGCCAGGACGUGAGGUUCUUCCUGCACAAGGCUGGAGACCGGAUCCCGCAGCGACACAUGGACCCUGCUGGGGCCGGGGCCGAGUUCCGCAUCCCCAGCGUGGGCUGGCAGCACGGAGGGAGCUACAGCUGCAGCUACCGGCCCCGGUCAGAGCCCUUCGUCUCCUCGCAGCCCAGCGACACCAUGCAGCUGGUGGUAGCAGAUCCCAGCUUACCCAGACCCUCCAUCUCUCUGAGCCCCACUGGGGUCACCCCCACAGAGGCAGACGUCACCAUCCGGUGUCAGGGGCAGCGCCGGGACGUGAGGUUCUUCCUGCACAAGGCUGGAGACCUGAACCCGCAGCGACACAUGGACACUGCUGGGAACGUGUCCGAGUUCCGCAUCCCCAGCGUGGGCCGGGAGCACGGAGGGAGCUACAGCUGCAGCUACCGGCCCCGGUCAGAGCCCUUCGUCUCCUCGCAGCCCAGCGACCCCGUGGAGCUGGUGGUAGCAGAGCCCAGCUACCCCAAACCCACCAUCUCUGGGAUCCCCAGCGAGGGGGUUUCCUUGGGGGGAUCCGUGAGCAUCUGGUGUAAGGGGCAGCACCAGGCCGUGCAGUUCUUGCUGAAUAAAGAUGGACGCCACAUCCAAAGUGUGGAUUCGGAUUUACUCACUCUGUUUCCCAUCAACAACGUGCGCCGGGAGGACGGCGGGAUCUACAGCUGCUCCUAUCGCAGCAGAUCGGAGCCGUUCAAUGUGUCAGGCCCCAGCGACCGCGUGGAGCUGGUGGUGAGAGAUCCCAGCUUACCCAGACCCUCCAUCUCUCUGAGCCCCACUGGGGUCACCGCCUCAGAGGCAGAUGUCACCAUCCGGUGUGAGGGGCAGCGCCGGGACGUGAGGUUCUUCGUGCACAAGGCUGGAGACCUGAACCCGCAGCAACCCAUGGACCCUGCUGGGGCCGGGGCCGAGUUCCGCAUCCCCAGCCUGGGCCGGCAGCACGGAGGAGGGGAGUGGAAUCUAAUGGCAGCCCCCCCAGGGCACCCGGAUUUCACCUACGCCAACAUCGCCCACCUGGUGCUGAGCACCAUGGUCCUGUUUGUUCUGGGGCUGAUCCUGUCUGAGGCCUAUUACAGCCACCUGAGGGGAGCACCUAGUGCUGAGGGGCCCCUCGCUGCCCCCAUCAUGGCAUCUGCUCUCACCGUCCUCCUCCUCGGCUGCUGGCUGGCCGGGUACAGCGGAGUGUGGGGACAGCCCAGCUACCCCAAACCCACCAUCUCUGGGAUCCCCAGCGAGGGGGUUUCCUUGGGGGGAGCAGUGGCCAUCUGGUGUAAGGGGCAGCACCAGGGCGUGCAGUUCGUGCUAAAUAAAGAUGGACGCCACAUCCAAAGUGCGGAUUCGGACUCACAGGCUCUGUUUCUCAUCAACAACGUGCGCCGGGAGGACGGCGGGAACUACAGCUGCUCCUAUCGCAGCAGAUUGGAGCCGUUCAACAUGUCAGACCCCAGUGACCCCGUGGAGCUGGUGGUGAGAGAUCCCAGCUUAUCCAGACCCGACAUCUCCCUGAGCCCCACUGGGGUCGUGGCCUCAGGGGCAGACGUCACCAUCCGGUGUCAGGGGCAGCACCGGGACAUGAGGUUCUUCCUGCACAAGGCUGGAGACCUGAACCUGCAGCAACACAUGGACCCUAACUACAGCUGCAGCUACCGGCUCCCAUCAGAGCCCUUCGUCUCCUCGCUGCCCAGCGACCCCGUGCAGCUGGAGGUAGCAGAGCCCAGCUACCCCAAACCCACCAUCUCUGGGAUCCCCAGCGAGGGGGUUUCCUUGGGGGGAGCAGUGGCCAUCUGGUGUAAGGGGCAGCACCAGGGCGUGCAGUUCGUGCUAAAUAAAGAUGGACGCCACAUCCAAAGUGCGGAUUCGGACUCACAGGCUCUGUUUCUCAUCAACAACGUGCGCCGGGAGGACGGCGGGAACUACAGCUGCUCCUAUCGCAGCAGAUUGGAGCCGUUCAACAUGUCAGACCCCAGUGACCCCGUGGAGCUGGUGGUGAGAGAUCCCAGCUUACCCAGACCCUCCAUCUCUCUGAGCCCCACUGGGGUCACCCCCACAGAGGCAGACGUCACCAUCCGGUGUGAGGGGCAGCGCCGGGACGUGAGGUUCUUCCUGCACAAGGCUGGAGAGCUGAACCCACAGCAACACAUGGACACUGCUGGAAACUUGUCCGAGUUCCGCAUCCCCAGCGUGGGCCGGCAGCACGGAGGGAGCUACAGCUGCAGCUACCGGCCCCGGUCAGAGCCCUUCGUCUCCUCGCUGCCCAGCGACCCCGUGGAGCUGGUAGUGAGAGAUCCCAGUUUACCCAGACCCUCCAUCUCCCUGAGCCCCACCGGGGUCACCCCCACAGAGGCAGACGUCACCAUCCGGUGUGAGGGGCAGCGCCGGGACGUGAGGUUCUUCCUGCACAAGGCUGGAGACCUGAACGCGCAGCGACACAUGGACACUGCUGGGAACGUGUCCGAGUUCCGCAUCCCCAGCGUGGGCCGGCAACACGGAGGGAGCUACAACUGCAGCUACCGGCCCCGGUCAGAGCCCUUCAUCUCCUCACAGCCCAGCGACCCCGUGGAGCUGGAGGUAACAGAGCCCACUCUGCCCAAGCCCUCCAUCAGCCCCAGCGGGAACGUCUCCCUGGGGGGAUCUGUGUCCGUCCGGUGUCAGGGGCUGCGCCCGGGUGUGAGGUUCGAGCUGAAUAAAGGUAGACGCCAUGUUGCACACGUGGAUACGGAGAGGUUGGCGUUUGUGUUUCCCAUCAACAACAUUCAGCGGGAGCAGGGCGGGAACUACAGCUGCUCCCAUCACCACAGAUCGGAGCCAUUCACCGAGUGGAGCGACUCCGUGGAGCUGGUGGUGAGAGGAUAAGGACCAGCCCCGAGACAGAGCAGAUGACACCCCAGCUCUGCUCCCCACCCUGAUCUACCUGCGCUAGGAUUCAGGACUCCUGGGUUCUCUCCCCGGCUCGGGAUGGGAAGUGGGGUCUAGUGGUUACAACAGGGGGGUGAGGAGGUUUUAAUGUUGUACUUUUUAGUUAUUUUCCUAAUGAUAGGUUGAUUCUCAUUAGUUGAUAACCAUGAAAACGGUUAAUUUGCAACUCAAUAGAGUCUUUACGCUAAAUCUGGUGCUUUUUCUGUUGCUAAUCAUGAUGGCAAACUAUAGCUGUGCACAUUGAUUUAAGCUUUUCUAUGGAGUAAUUUACAUUUCUUCUGUCUAAUUUUUACAUUUUGAUUAUGUUGGAAAAUGGCAAAUGAUUCAUUUAUUUCCUAGAUGAUGAUGAUGGAUUUUUACUUCUGAUUUGUCCAAGCUCUGUUUGGAUGGAAAUUCAAAUUCACAGAAACAGCAUUUUCAAUAUGUUUAUUAAUUAAAUAAAAUGUCAAA